Messenger RNA from Callithrix jacchus (white-tufted-ear marmoset), 1749 nucleotides. RefSeq lists its product as uncharacterized. Lineage: Eukaryota; Metazoa; Chordata; Mammalia; Primates; Cebidae. The record is from RefSeq and is a predicted model, not a curated record.
UGUUGCUAGCCUAAGAGACUGGCUGUUAGCACGCUGCCCGGAUGAGGGGGAGGAUCAGAUUGGAGCAUACGAAGGAUCCCAGGGUCUUCAGCCGCAAAGAAUGCACGGCAACUUGCUGACAGAGUCUUGGUCUAUCGGCCAGGCUGGACUACAGUCUGCUCCAGACUCCCUGCAAUCUCGGCUCCCUGCAAUCUCCGCCUCCUGGGCUCAAGUCAUUCUCCUGCCUCGGCCUCCUGAGUAGCUGGGACUACAGGCAUGUGCCACCAUGCUUGGCUAACUUUUAUCAUAAACAACUCUUUUUUGUAGAGUUGUUUCACCAUGUGGCCCAGGCUGGUCUCAAACUCCUGAGCUUGGAUGAUCCACACAUCUCAGCCUCCUAAAGUGCUGAGAUUACAGAAAAACUCAGAUAUGAAGAGAUUACAUAACAUACUGAUGCUACAAGAACAAGCCAGGUUGUAUCCACAAGUACCAGCAGAAUGCCUGACACAUAGUAGACACAAGGGGCAGGAGCCUGGUUUCUUCAGUUCCUGUGUGGUGACCUGGGAUUCAAUCUGUGAGUUUCUUAAAUUCUACUUGGUGGUGGAGGUGUGGUGGUGUAAGCCUGCAAUCCAGCUACUCAGAGGACUGAGGAGGGAGGAUCACUUGCAACCAGGAGUUCAAAGCCAGCUUGGACAACAUAAUAUUUAUUGAGCUAUGAAGUGCACAUCUAUGAAACUGUCUACUCAGUACCCCACCACACAAAUCUUCUGAGAACUGCUAUCCCCAUCCAUUUGUAUACCAUCAUGGCCAUCAUACUAGUAAAAUUUAAUUCUGCUUCCUGGACUCUAUUCUUUGGUUCAAGUGUGGGCAUUUAACACAAGUCAGCUAUGGCAGAAAUGGCUAAUUGUCACUAAAAUUUAGGAUUUCUGACAACAUAGGCAAUACCAUCUUGCACAUGGGAAUGAUCAAUUGUUUCAUUACAAAGACACCAAAAGCAAUUGUGACAAAAAGCAAAAAUUGAAACGUGGGGUCUAAUGCUUCUGCACAGCAAAAGAAACUAUCAACAGAAUAAACAACCUACAGAACAGGAUAAAAUAUUUGCAAACUAUAUAUCUGACAAAUGUCUAAAUUUAUCUAAGGAACUUAAAUUUACAAGAGAAAACCAAACAACCCCACUAAAAAGUGACUAAAGAACAUGAACAGACAUUUCUUGAAAAAAACAUACAGGAGACCAACAAGCAUAUGAAAAAAAGCUCAAUAUGACUUAUCAUUAGACAAAUGUAAAUCAAAAUCACAAUGAGAUACCAUCUCACACCAGUUAGAAUUGAUAUUAUUAAUAUGUUAAAAACAUAACAGAUGCUGGCAAGGUUAUAGAGAAGGGAACACUUAUAUACUGUUGUUGAGAGUACAGCCAUUGUGGAAAACAUACGGGAAUUCCUCAAAGACCUAAAAGCAGAACUACCAUUCGACUCAACAAUCCCAUUCCUAAGCAUAUACCCAGAUUUAAAAGCAGAACUACCAUUCAACUCAGUAAUCCUAAUCCUAAGCAUAUACCCAGAGGAAUAUAAAUCGUUCUAUCAUAAAGACACAUCCACAUGAAUGUUCAUUGCAGCACUGUUCAGAAUAGAAACGACAUGGAAUUAACCUAAAUGCCCAUUAAUAGUAGACUGGAUAAAGAAAAUGUAGUAUAUAUAAAUCAUGGUAUACUAUACAGCCAUAAAAGAGAAUGAGAGCAUGUCUUUUGCCGGAACAUGGAUGGAUCUGGAUACU